AUGGAUUUCACCAAGAACAUUGCCAAUUUUGGCAAGAACAUCUCAACGAGCUUCACUCCCUUUGCUGCUCGUACUCAGCAGUUCGUUCGGGAGCAGCUCACCCAGGUCGAGGAUAAGACUCAAUUACCGCCGGACUACCUCGAGCUCGAGAAACGUGUCGAUGCCUUGAGACUCGUUCAUCAGCAACUCUUGGCUGUAACUUCUCAAUUUUCUAACGAGUCCUAUGAUUACCCCUCAAACUACCGCGAGUCCGUUGUCGAUCUUUCCCGCACACUCACCGAGAAGGUCCAGCUUCUCUCCGCUGCAAACACCGCUACUGAGGCCCAAAACAUCUUGACAAAGCCCGGUACAAAAUCCGCCCCAAAGACCUUUGCCCACGCCAUCGCCCGGGCCUCACUCAAUUCUGCGCAUGCGCUUGAAUCGUCUGAACCCCUUGCGACCGCCCUCGAGAAAUACGCUCUCGCAUCUGAACAGGUCGGAGAAGCCCGUCUCCAACAAGAUGCACAGAUUCAGUCUCGUUUCAACGCGGCAUUCACAACCACAUUGAACACGAAUAUUAUGUUCGCACAAAAAGCGCGCAAAAAUGUGGAGAAUGCUCGCCUAUCUCUUGAUGCAGCUAAAUCUAAGGCCAAGAGCGGUGGUGGAAUCGGGUUCCCUAACCUUGGCGGUGCCAGACAACAAGACCCCCAUCACGAGGAGCACCUGACCGAUGAGCAAAGAGUUGAGGUUGAGACAGCUGAGGAUGAGUUUGUCGGCUGCACAGAGGAGGCUGUUGGCGUGAUGAAGAACGUCCUCGACACCCCCGAACCUUUGAGAAAUCUUGCGGACUUGGUUCAGGCCCAGUUGGAGUUCCACAAGAAAGCUUUUGAGAUUUACUCUGAGCUUGCACCAUUGAUUGAGGGGCUACAAGUCGAACAGGAGGCAAGCUACAGGAAAAACAGAGAAGGCGGGGCGUAA
Messenger RNA from Morchella sextelata, 957 nucleotides. RefSeq lists its product as uncharacterized. The coding region runs from base 1 to 957 and encodes 318 amino acids. The transcript has 6 exons. Lineage: Eukaryota; Fungi; Ascomycota; Pezizomycetes; Pezizales; Morchellaceae. The record is from RefSeq and is a predicted model, not a curated record.